This is a messenger RNA of Fusarium pseudograminearum CS3096, 1584 nucleotides long. RefSeq names its product aurF (gene aurF). Gene Ontology annotation, molecular function: NADP binding; N,N-dimethylaniline monooxygenase activity; flavin adenine dinucleotide binding. Lineage: Eukaryota; Fungi; Ascomycota; Sordariomycetes; Hypocreales; Nectriaceae. Bases 1 to 1584 code for a protein of 527 amino acids. The transcript has 5 exons. The record is from RefSeq and is a predicted model, not a curated record.
AUGCCUAACCCUACAGUCGCUAUUGUAGGCCUGGGUGCCCUGGGCCUUGUAACUCUCAAGAACCUGCGAGAAGAAGGCUUUGAUGCCGUCGGGCUUGAUCGGAAUGACUAUGUUGGAGGUCUCUGGCAUUUUGAGGAGGGAAACAAACUGACUGUGAUGAGAAGCACGCUGUCCAACGGUUCCAAGCAGCGAGGAUGUUUCACAGACUUUCCCUUCCCUGAAGACAGUCCCGACUUCAUCCCUGCCGAGGGUAUUGAUAGGUACCUCAAGGACUAUGCCAAACACUUUGGACUGUUGAAACAUUGUCGCCUUCGCACCAGCUUCCAUGGCGCAAGAUAUGACGAAAAAAAGCAGCAAUGGCGCUUGUCCCUGUCCACACCUGAUGCUCCAGAGCCGCAUAUGGAGUGGUUCGACAAGGUCGUCUUUGCAAUGGGAGCAGAUCAGAUUCCUUCCAGGCCUAAGAUUGAGGGCAUUGAUAAGUUUAAAGGUCAUGUGGAGCACUCCAUGUCGUUCAAGAACCCCGAGGUGCUUGCUGGGAAGAGAGUCAUGAUUCUGGGCUUCGGCAACACUGCUGCUGAUAUGGCAACUGAGUUGGCUCCCAUUGCUGAUCAGGUCUACCUCGCACAUCGACACGGUGCUAUCAUUGUCCCCAGAUGGGUCAAAGGCAAGCCUGUAGACCACGUACGAACCUACCGCAAGUAUGUGAUCCUCAAUUUGAUGAACCGCUACACGCCAGGUCUCUGGGAGAAAACAAUGAACAGCGUCAUCGGAAAGCUUGUCCACAACACCUUUGACCUCAAGCCAGAGUGGCGCUUUGAUCCUGCCCCAUCAAUCACAAACCAGCGUCCUCUUGUCAACGACGAGUUGAUCCCAUCUUUGGAGAAGGGUUCUAUCAUCAGCACGCACGGACUGGCUCGUGUCAUCGACGAAAACACCGUCGAGACAAGUGACGGCAAGCAGUAUGAAGUCGAUGCUAUUCUGUUCUGUACAGGUUUCACUGUGGACUACUCUGUCGUAGGCAUGGACGCAGAUCCGUGUCGAGCCACUACCACAGAUUGGCAGAAAUCUCGCGGCUUCACAGGUCGUCCGUUGCCAAGAUUGUACCAAAACAUCUUCAGUCUCGAUCAUCCCGAGACUCUCGCUUUCAUCGGUCAUUUGUCUUUCAUGAACCCCGCGUUCUUCAUGUUUGACCUUGCCAGCAUGGCAGUCGCCCAGCUAUGGAAGGAUCCAUCAGGUUUCCCAUCCCAAGCAGAAAUGAACAAACAAGUCGAUGACCAACACGCUUGGGUCAUUGAUCUCGCUAAGAAGGGCCCUGUUACACCUUCCAUCGUCAAAGCAUCAGAGUGGAUGGAAUGGGUCGACCGAGUGAUUGGCUCUGGCUUGCCAGAACAUCUUGGGUACACUAUGAAGGGAUGGAACUUUUGGAUGCGCGACCGCAAGUUUUGCAACAUUAUGAUGGAUGGCCUGCUGAGUCCUCAUGCCUAUCGUGUGUUCCCGGGUAAGCGAAAGGCUUGGCCAGGAGCGAGAGAUGCCAUCAUUGCUAUGAAUGCUGAUCGGGAAGCGAGGUUUGGACCUAUGGAUUGA